GAAAAUGCAAAAUGGCGUAAUUUGAUGUUUUCAUUCCAUAUGCCGCGUGGAAUUCUAACCUCAAGUUAAUGGUUUAAUUCUUUUUUGACUAGCAAUGAUAACAGAUUUCGAUGCUAGAAAUAUAUUUAAUUCAGUGCGAAAUUUGUCAUCCUUGCUAAUCAGUUAUUCACAUAACGAUUGUGUUCAUAAAGUCAAGUUUGAAGUGUUUGAAGUGAAUUCAAUUUCGUACGAAUGAAAUCGGAAACGGUGCAGAAUCAAAUGAAUCAUUUGAGUUUGGAUGAUUCGACCUCAGAACUAAAUAAAAAAAUAAAUGAUUCUAUGGUAAUCAUGGAUUCCAAUGAUAACUCGGAUUCUGUGCACGAGAAAAAGGUUCGCAAAUCGAUUACUUUGAAUCUUGAAGCCCAGCCUCCCACACCGACUUCGAAAUCUUUAAAUUCAACUCCAAAGGGAAUUUUGAAAAAAUCCGAGAACAAUGUAGCACACGAAACUGGGAGAGAUUAUUAUCAAAAAGUUCAGGAGAAAAGUUUAACAGCUAAGCCGAGACCACAUAAUUUAGAUGAACUUGUAGAUGUAGAAGGAUUAGUUUCUUGUUCCAUCAAGAAUACUUUUAGUUUGGAACAACUUAGUGAUGACGACGAAAUCUGGUUAAUGGAUAUGCCAAAAAGGAUUAAACCAGCACUUCUCAGUGGGCAGGUUUUAUCGUUGACCGACAAAACUAAAUUAAAAGUAGGAAAAGAGCGUUACACUGGAAUUCAUCGUGAGGUUAAAGGUGUUCUAACUUGUGUAUUUAGCAGCGAAAAGGGUUUAUUAUCCAACAAAAUUGUGAAUAUAAAACCCGUAGGAAUGAUUCAGUUGAGGCAGAAACUCACCACGAUUCCUAAAACGAAACCAGAAUGUACAAAAAAGACAAAAAUACCUUUGCCACAAAAUAUUAGACACAGAGAUCCUUUUCACGGAGUAGUGAAAAAAGGAAAUAAUUACGCGGACGGCACGAAUAUUAAGAUAGAAAUCGAACCAAGAACAGAAAGAUGAUGAAAGCUAAUUCGGAGCUUUAUUCACAAUUCAGCUGAGAUACUGUACAAAACGGCACAAGUUUCAUAUAUUUUAUAUUAAGUUUUCUUUGAAAAUAAUUUCAAGUCUUUGAUAUAGUAAGUAGAUUUAUAUUUCAGUCAUUGGUAAUUUAGUCGAACAAAAAAGUGAAAUGAAACUUAUGUUCGAAGCUUUUUAAAUAAAAGGAUAUAAGUUUA
Molecule: messenger RNA, 1247 nt
Organism: Belonocnema kinseyi
Lineage: Eukaryota; Metazoa; Arthropoda; Insecta; Hymenoptera; Cynipidae
Exons: 4
Coding region: 232-1032 (266 amino acids)
Source: RefSeq, a predicted model, not a curated record